UGAAAAGACGAAAAUACCCUCCCUCCACCUUCCUUCGCAAUCUUGUAUCUGGUUUUUACUUCUGCAAAUCAUUCCUUUCAAAGCCCUAGAAAUCUAGGGUUCCAUCUAUCGAAUCUCCAUCACCAUAUUCAACUGAAAAAUGGCAAACAUCAACAACAAAGGAGAACCCAAUACAGCUCCUCAGCCCGAUCGAUGGUAUAACCUAACCCUAGGUUCCUCCUUCAAAGAACAUCAUCCCUCUUCCAAGUUCUGCACUUUACGUUAUGAAUUUAAACCAGCCUCAAUUGAUAAGAACCAACCGGGAUCAUUACACAAGAAUAAGGGAAAUAGGGUUACUGUAGAGUUCCACAACAACCAACAUGGAAAGCCCAAAGUGACCUUUGAUGGUAGCAGUGAGGACUACAAGGAAAAUGAUGCAGUUUUGUUCUUUGAUGGAGAGACCUUUCGGUUAGAAAGGUUGCACAGGGCGGUGAAGCGGUUGAGGCAUGUUCGGCUACCUGGUGAGUCUGCAGCAGUGGCUACUUCAGUUGAACCAGCUGCAGAAUCUGGUUCACCGCCAGUUGCGAAAGCAGCUAAAUUUCAGCCUUUGAGUAAAAGUGUGCUUCAUUCAAUGCCGGUCGAAGUGGAACGAAUUGAAAUUGGUGACUUCAAGAACUCAGAUCCGAAACCAAAGAAUGAGAAGGUUAUUGAUUAUCCAUCUGCUCAUCCAAAUCCAUCAACCACGUCACCAGACCUUAAGAAUGACGAUCUGGAGGAACAGUUAGAUAUACUUAAUGACGACGACGAUGAUGGCAGUGGAGCAGCUGAUAGAGGGAAUGCUGCUGAAAAAGCGAUCCAAACUGAUAUUGAUAUUAACUUGCCACAUCAAAAUGAUACGGAUGAUGAGAUUGCGGAUGUAGAUGUCAGUGAUGAUGAAGUGGAUAAGGGCCGUAAUGCAGCAGAAGCCCUUAGAGCACAGGUAAAUGCAGAGGGAAGACAUGGGCGAACUUCAAGCUCGAGCAGCAGCGGGAGUGAGAGUAGUGGGAGUGGGAGUGGCAGUGGGAGUGGGAGUGGCAGUGGGAGCAGUAGUAGUGACAGUGAAAGCAGUGAUGGUGAUUCCGUCAAUUCUAUCUAAGAGACGAAGUCACAUUGGUCACCUCAGAUUGAAUUCCUCAAAAUUGACUACAAAAAACAAAGUGUGGUUAUUAGUUAUUACUCCUUCAGGAGAGGAUGCAAAAUGCAGUAAGCUGCAAAACCCUGGAAAUCCACCUCCUCAAGCGCCGGAGGAUAUCGAAUGCUGAAUUUGGUUACACAGUACAUUCUUGGAGGAAUCCUGCAAUUUGAGUAUUGUGUAUGCUUAUGUAAGUGUCUUUUUUUGGGCAACUCAGCUCUUUUCCCCUUCCAAUACCCAAUGGGGUAACUUUUAUAUAAAAUCAAUUAUAACCUAAAAA
Messenger RNA from Cornus florida, 1430 nucleotides. RefSeq lists its product as uncharacterized. Lineage: Eukaryota; Viridiplantae; Streptophyta; Magnoliopsida; Cornales; Cornaceae. The record is from RefSeq and is a predicted model, not a curated record. Gene Ontology annotation, molecular function: transcription elongation factor activity. Gene Ontology annotation, cellular component: super elongation complex. The transcript has 4 exons. Gene Ontology annotation, biological process: positive regulation of DNA-templated transcription; regulation of transcription elongation by RNA polymerase II. Bases 140 to 1114 code for a protein of 324 amino acids.